AUUGUGUGUUUUCUGUUUAGAGCACGAGUGCAAACCUGUGAAGCUGCUCUUCAUAUUGGACAGCUCAGAGAGUGUGGGUCUUCACAACUUUGCCCUGGAGAAACAGUUCAUCAUCCACGUCAUAAAUAAGAUCACGAAGUUUGGCAACAAGAAUGAGCGUGGAUCGCGGGUGGGAAUAGUCCAGUACAGUCAUGAAGGAACACAAGAACUGGUGUCUAUGGAUGACCCCACAAUCACCACCCUCUCUGAGCUUAAAAGUGCUGUGAAGAACAUGCGCUGGAUUGCUGGCGGUACUUACACUGGAGAGGCUCUUGACUUUGCCCGAAAGGCGUUUGGAGACGCUCUGCUUUCUCGCAAAGUGGCCAUAGUUCUGACUGAUGGCAGGUCUGAUACACGGGACACUAAACCUUUGUCCUCGUUGUGCAACAUACCCAAUAUCAAGGUGGUGGGUAUUGGUAUCGGGGACAUCUUCCGCAGGCCGCCCUACUACAACAUGCUGCAGGAGGUCACAUGCAUGAACACGCCCAAUCCCGGCGUCUACUUGAAGAUCCCGGAUUAUUCUCAGCUUCUGGAGGAAUCCUUCUUCAACAAUGUCACCAGCUAUAUGUGUCAAGCAGACAGUCCACAGCAGACAUGCAAAGAGUUCAAAGGACCAGCGGAUAUUGUGUUCAUGCUGGAUGGAUCUCUUACUGUGGGUCCAAACAACUUUAAAAACUCCAGAGACUUUGUGGCAAACAUGGCUUCAAGGCUCCUCUCAUCAAAUGCAGCUGGCCUCCGGCGAGUGUCUGUUAUGCAGUAUAGUGAUUCCAGGAGCAGAGUAGAAGUCCCAUUCACCAGUAACAUGAACGACGCAGUAACCAAACUUAAUGAAGUGAGCUUCCUUGGUGGCUCCUCUGAUCUUCCUGCAGCCCUUAACUUUCUGAACAGAGCAGUCCAGAAGGAAUGGCGGGCCAAUGUUUUACGCAAGGUGGUCACCUUUACGGAUGGCAGGUCUGCGUUCGCUACAGGGAACCUGCCGCGAGCUGCAAAAGUUCUACAAGAUGAGGGAAUUGAAGUAUUCGCUCUUACUGUGGGUGACACUUUUGAUGAGACAGGUAUUUGCCAGCUGGUCUCAGGAAAGGAAAGUGGUUUUGACUACAAGUUUGUGGAGAGCCACGUCCACCAGGUGGUGCAGUACAGCGACCUUACAAAGUGGUCAGUCAUGCAAAAAUUAGCUAGGCAGCUAUCCAAAGCCUCGAUUUCCGGAUUAGGUCUAAUCUAAACUAAAAUUUCCUCCAUUAAAAUGGCUGUGUAGUCCAAGACCAUGCUUAAUCCCUGUUUAGGAAACUGAUCUAUGAUCAUCUUUAAUGUAGCAGGGAUGUUAUGACACAAAAUCCCUAAAUUUUUGUCCUUUUUUGUAAUGACAAUUAUUACAAAUCAAACAAGUGCUAAUCAGUGUUUGUAGGUCCUUCAAUUUGACCUAUAUUUGUUGAGUUUUUCUUCUGUGAAAGUUUUUCAACAGGUCCCACAAAUCCCCAGUGUUUUUAAAUCUAGUAGUUAUGUUCUGUUCAUGACAUCUCCUUCACUCCACACUGCUCAACCCUCUACCCAUCGCUGGAUGAUCAGUUUGUUUGUGGUUAUCUAUUAAAAAUCUAGGGAUAAAUCCCUUAAAAUA
Astyanax mexicanus (Mexican tetra) is the source of this 1654-nucleotide messenger RNA. Its product is annotated as collagen alpha-1(VI) chain-like. The transcript is spliced from 6 exons. Lineage: Eukaryota; Metazoa; Chordata; Actinopteri; Characiformes; Acestrorhamphidae. The record is from RefSeq and is a predicted model, not a curated record. The coding region runs from base 218 to 1261 and encodes 347 amino acids.